AUGCUUAACAGCAACCCUCUGGAACUUAUUUACAGCAAUGAGGAUCCGGAUACAUAUUUGCACAACAAUGGAACCAAAACAACUUCUGACUUACUCCUGACUUCAAGCGACAUCAGCGAGCAUAGACGCCACAAAAUAAUUGACGAUCCUGGUUCUGGUCACAAACCAGUCAUUGCUAGUAUUACCAUCGGCAGCAAAAGCAUGACAAGGAAAGUGCCAACUAAGCUAUCAUGGAACUUCAAGAAGGCUGGCUGGCCUAGAUUCAUAAACUUUAUAAAGAAUAAACUUUCCACAGGUCCCCUCAAGCAUCCUGAAAAACUUUGCACUGCCGAAUAUUAUGAUCAGAUGUGCAAAGAAAACUAUUCCCCUUAA
Rodentolepis nana is the source of this 372-nucleotide messenger RNA. Lineage: Eukaryota; Metazoa; Platyhelminthes; Cestoda; Cyclophyllidea; Hymenolepididae. The record is from the annotation of a GenBank genome assembly.